AUGGAUCACCGUCCUCAGUCUCCCACUGCAGCACUCUGCACUCCCAGCUUCGUUAUGGCUCAACGAAUCCCCAACCGCCCUCUCAACCACGUUGCUGUCUCGGUGCCCGACAUCGACGCCUUUGUGCAAUGGUACACUCGCGUCUUUGGCUUCCAGCAGAUGGGAACCAUCUCUCUCGUGAAACGAUCCGAGUGGCCUGACAAUCCCUUCUUUAAUAUCUACCCAGACAAUCUCAACGAGUAUAAGAUCGCCUACCUGGCCACCGGCAACGCGGCCAGUCUGGAGGUCAUGCAGUUCAUCGAUCCAGCGCCCAUUCCUCCGCCCGAGUUCUUUCAGUACAACCGACAAGGCUUUUUCCAUAUUUGCGUCACAGAUCCCGAUCCAGGAAGCCUGGCAAAUACGGCAGCUGAGGCUGGAGGACGCAUUAUUGGGGAGGUGAUCGAGAUUGCAGGGAGCGACUGUGCCUAUGUUGCCGACCCCUGGGGGAAUAUCGUCGAGAUUCUAAGUAUGAGCUUCGAGCGACUUGUUACUAGCGUUUCUACCUGA
Messenger RNA from Aspergillus puulaauensis, 546 nucleotides. RefSeq lists its product as uncharacterized. Gene Ontology annotation, molecular function: methylmalonyl-CoA epimerase activity. The record is from RefSeq and is a predicted model, not a curated record. Gene Ontology annotation, biological process: L-methylmalonyl-CoA metabolic process. NCBI's taxonomy places the organism in Eukaryota, Fungi, Ascomycota, Eurotiomycetes, Eurotiales, Aspergillaceae. The coding region runs from base 1 to 546 and encodes 181 amino acids. The transcript is spliced from 2 exons.